UUCUAAGGAUGGUUGUUUUGCUUGCUUUCUUCACAGAGUUAUAGUAAACAUAAUUCAUAGUGUCAAAGGAUACCAUUCAAAGACAAUACGUUUUCUGAAUGUGGCUUUUGACAGUUCCGGAGAUUCUCUACUCGCAGGAGACCACCAAGGGAAUAUAUAUGUUUUUGACUUGAAUGGAAACAGGUUCAACCUUGUUCAGCGGACAAUGCAGGCUUGCACUGCUUUGGCAUUUAACCUUCGCAGAAAGACAGAAUUCCUGGUGGCUUUGGCAGACUAUUCUGUUAAGUGCUUUGAUACAGAAACCAAGGAGCUAGUUAGUUGGAUGAGGGGACAUGAUUCUUCAGUGUCUUCCAUCUCUGUCCAUGGCUUGGGCAGGUAUGCCAUCACUACAUCCACCGAUACAGCACAACUGUGGGACUUGGACACCUUUCAAAGAAAAAGAAAGCUGAAUGUUCGUCAGUCUGUGGGUAUACAGAAGGUUUUUUUUCUUCCAUUGAGUAACACCAUCCUCAGCUGUUUCAAAGAUAAUUCUGUUUUUGCAUGGGAAUUUGAUACUCUUCACUGUAAAUACCAGUUACCAACUCCUGUAGAAGGUUCUGUAUUACUUUAUAAGGUCUUUGCAGUUACCAGAGAUGGCCGGAUUUUUGUAGCUGGUGGAAAAUCAAAUCAUCUUCACUUAUGGUGUUUAGAAUCAAAGCAGUUGAUACGAAUAAUCCAGAUGCCGGCAAAAGUACGAGCUGUCCGUCACCUGGAAUUCCUCCCUGACAGUUUUGAUGGGGGCUCCAAUCAGGUCCUUGGAGUGUUAAGUCAAGAUAAUAUUAUGAGAUUUAUCCAUAUAGAAACAUGCAAACUUCUUUUUGACAUUGGGAGUCAUGAAGAGGGAAUUAGUACAGCAGCAAUUAGCCCCAAUGGACGGUAUAUUGCAUCAGUAAUGGAAAAUGGUAGCCUUAAUUUAUACAGUGUCCAAGCUUUGACUCAAGAAGGAAAUAAGCCUCCACCACCCACGUUCAAAGUAGUAGAAGAUUGGUCCAAGUGCAUGUCAGAGGCAAAUAAACUGACAAUGAGAGUGACUUCAGGAAGGCCACAGCAGCCUUGGAAAUCUAAAGGAAGCAAAAUUCAAACUAGAUUGCUAAAACUGCAAGUGAACACAUCACUUGAAAAUAAAGAGAACGAAUUGCCAGGUGGAUUAAACAAGAAACGUCUGCGGGCCUUAUUGAAAGGAUUUGGAGAAUAUCCAGCAAAGUACAGGAUGUUUGUUUGGCGUUCCUUAUUACAACUUCCUGAAAACCACUUCGCAUUCAGUAGUCUAAUAGAUAAGGGUACCCACAGUGCAUUUGUGAAUAUUCAAAAUGAGUAUCCUAUCAAAAGUAGGAAACUGCUGAGAGUUUUACAGAGGACCUUAUCAGCCCUAGCUCACUGGUCUGCUAUCUUUGCUGAGACACCUUAUAUUCCUUUGCUAGCAUUCCCAUUUGUAAAAUUAUUCCAGAACAACCAGCUGAUCUGCUUUGAAGUUGUUGCUACAGUAGUAG
Messenger RNA from Pelecanus crispus (Dalmatian pelican), 1529 nucleotides. NCBI's taxonomy places the organism in Eukaryota, Metazoa, Chordata, Aves, Pelecaniformes, Pelecanidae. The record is from RefSeq and is a predicted model, not a curated record.